Messenger RNA from Brugia pahangi, 1134 nucleotides. The record is from the annotation of a GenBank genome assembly. NCBI's taxonomy places the organism in Eukaryota, Metazoa, Nematoda, Chromadorea, Rhabditida, Onchocercidae.
AUGCAAAAAGCAGUAGUUGGAUUUAGCCAAUUGGUUAAAUUAGCUGGAUGCUGGGGUAGAACCAUUUCUGCAUGGCCUGAAUUACGACAGUAUCGAGGAUAUGCGAUAACACAAAGAAAUGAGCCAGCGGAGCCAUAUUCGAAAUUUAUGGACCUUGCUUUGACAACAGGAACGAAGAAAAUACUGAUAACUGGAGCACUAGGACAGCUUGGAUAUGGAUUAGCAACUACUUUACGCAGAAUAUACGGCGAUGAUAUGGUAAUUAUGACAGAUAUCGUAAAAGCACGAAAGGAGGAGAACUAUGAUCCGUUCUAUUAUCUGAAUAUUCUGAACCAAUCAGCUAUUGAUCAAAUGGUUGUCAAUCAUAACAUUGACACAAUUAUCCAUUUUUCUGCCUUACUCAGUGCUACUGGCGAAGCAAAUGUUCCGUUGGCACUUAAGAUAAAUGUUGAAGGAGUGCAAAAUAUUUUGGAAGUUGCCAGACAGCACAAAGCAAAAAUUUUCAUCCCAAGCAGUAUUGGUGCAUUUGGUCCAACAACACCCCUCGAUCAUACUCCCGACUUGUGCAUCCAAAGACCGCGUACCAUAUAUGGAGUCACUAAGGUAUAUGCCGAACUUCUUGGUGAAUAUUACAAUGAACGUUUCGGCGUUGAUUUCCGUUCAUUACGUUUCCCAGGCAUUAUUAGUGCUACACAACCGGGAGGCGGUACAACUGAUUACGCUGUACAAAUAUUCUAUGAUGCACUAAUUUAUGGGAAACAUAAGUGUUAUUUGCAUCCGAAUUCACGAUUACCAAUGAUGUAUUACGCUGAUUGCAUUACAUCUGUCAUUUUAUAUUUAUCAGUGCCAGGUGAAAAAUUAACACAUCGAACUUAUAAUGUUACGGGUUACUCGUUUACACCGCACGAAAUUGCAGCAGCAAUUUGCAAAGUGAUGCCAAAUUUCAAAAUCGAAUAUGAAGUUUGUCCGAUCAGACAAAAGAUUGCUGAUUCUUGGCCCAAAAGGUUGGAUGAUACAAAUGCAAAGAAGGAUUGGAAUUGGGAGCCAAUGUAUGACUUAGAAGCAACCAUUAAUGUAAUGUUUGAUUUGGUUAAACGUCAACUGAAUGAGGAAGGAAAAAGCACUAUUAUAUAA